Molecule: messenger RNA, 456 nt
Organism: Rotaria socialis
Lineage: Eukaryota; Metazoa; Rotifera; Eurotatoria; Philodinida; Philodinidae
Source: the annotation of a GenBank genome assembly
AUGACCAGUACAAAAGAAGUAAAGUUAGAUCUGAAAUUUUAUGAGCAAGUUGGGUCGUCGAACGAUUUCAAUCCAGAGAAGAUUACAAACACCAUCAAUAAACUAUUUAUCUUCAAUAAGACAGCCACUGAACACAGCAAAUACACGGAUACAUUCUUCAAUUUGGACCAAAAAAAUGCUCAGGCCUCGUCAACAUCAGCCAGCGUAGGAGGAGGCUUCUCGAUGUUUGGUAUCGGAGGAAGUAUUCAAGGAUCAGGUUUAUCAUCAAGUUCAUCGUUGAAUGUUUUGUCGAACAUCAAAAAAGACACUUAUUCAUCGAAAGAUGUUCAAGAUCUGCCUGCGAAAGAAAAAAUUGAAAGUGAAUGGACCGGUGAAAAAUGGGUGCCCAAAUCGCUGUACGGUUAUAAAAUUACAGACGUAACAGAUUAUCUUCAAAUAGGUAUCAUUGCCAAAUAG